AUGGAGACAAACGGCCAGGCUAAUGGGCUUAAGUCAAAAAAGAAAGAAAAAGAAGACGCCAAGGACAAUCUGUGGUCUGCAAUUCUAGAAGAGGUCCAAAACCAAGGGAACACAAAACUACCUUCAAACAAAAAUGUUUUAGUUUUGGGUGAUAAUGAGACUGGAAAAACUACUUUGAUAGCGAAAUUACAAGGUGUUGAGGACCCUAAGAAAGGGUCGGCUCUCGAAUAUGCGUAUAUAGACGUUAGAGAUGAGUAUCGUGAUGAUCAGACACGUCUCAGUGUAUGGGUGCUGGAUGGUGAUCCAGGACACACAAACCUGCUCAAGUUCGCUCUUAGCGAGGAGACAUUCCCGCACACACUGGUCAUCCUCACAGUCGCCAUGACGACGCCUUGGGGUAUACUCGACCAGUUGCAGAGCUGGGCGUCAGUGCUCGGCGAUCAUAUAGACAAAUUAGAUCUCACUCCUGAACAAAGGUUACAAAGUAAAAAGCAGCAAGUACAGAAAUGGCAGAGGUAUACAGAACCAGGAGACGAGCUGGAGCCCACAGCGUCAUCUCCAAUGAAGAGGUCUUCGAGAAACUUAUCUGAUGAUCUGGAAAACGGCGACGAUGAUGACUGUCCCUUGCCAGAGGCCGUACUUACUACUAAUCUAGGACUUGACAUUGUAGUUGUAGCAACUAAGACCGACUACAUGAGCACCCUGGAGAAGGAACACGAUUACCGCGACGAGAACUUCGACUUCAUGCAGCAGUGGAUCAGACGGUUCUGCCUUCAGUACGGUGCGGCACUCUUCUACACAAGCGCUAAGGAAGACAAGAAUUGUGAUCUUCUUUACAAAUAUCUCACGCACAGGAUAUAUGGGCUGCCUUUUAGGACGCCCGCGUUGAUCGUCGAGAAAGAUGCAGUUUUGAUACCGGCCGGUUGGGAUAGCAUGAAGAAAAUUAGUAUAUUAUACGAGAACAUGCAAUCGUGUAAGCCAGACGAUUACUACAGGGAUGUCAUAGUACAGCCUGUCGUACGGAAAAGUGGAGCAAACCGCGAGGCGGAAGUACAAGCGGAGGACGAGCAGGCCUUCCUGCAGCGCCAGCUCGCCGCGCUCCAGGCCGGGGCGCCCGCGCCGCGCGCCGACUCGCCCCUGCGAGCCACGCAGCGGGCCACCUCGCAGCUGGACGGAACGAAAAUCAGUAUGGGUCCGGGAACGCCCGGCAACGAGGGCGUGCUGGCCAACUUCUUCAACUCGCUGCUGUACAAGAAGACGGGCUCGCCGGCGGGCCGGCCCGACGCGUCGCCCGCGGCGGCGGCUGCGCGCUCGGACGCGGCGGCCGAGCUCGACCGCCUCACGCGCACCGCCAAGACCCGGCCCGCCGGCCCGCCGCCGCCCAUCGACCUCAACUCCUCGUCCGAGUGCUAG
Molecule: messenger RNA, 1413 nt
Organism: Arctia plantaginis
Lineage: Eukaryota; Metazoa; Arthropoda; Insecta; Lepidoptera; Erebidae
Source: the annotation of a GenBank genome assembly